Molecule: messenger RNA, 633 nt
Organism: Mus musculus (house mouse)
Lineage: Eukaryota; Metazoa; Chordata; Mammalia; Rodentia; Muridae
Product: RIKEN cDNA A330070K13 gene
Exons: 3
Coding region: 116-463 (115 amino acids)
Source: RefSeq
GGGUGCUGCUGCCUGCUGCUGCUGCCACUCGCUCGGGCUGCUGCUGUGGCUGCUCCUGGCUGCUGCGCUCGGCUGCUGGAAAAGCUUCCUGCAGAUUGCUAGUUCCAGUGAGGAGAUGGAGCCAGGAGGACAGGAAAUGGGGCUCUGUUUGUGCAGGGUCUCUUGGGAUCUGAGGUUGGGAAACUGGACCACGGUACCAAGCACAGCCCACGCCAAGAGGAAAAGGGCUGGUCUGCCCCAUGUCAGAGAAAACUGCACAUCAGAGCCACUCAGAGUAGAGUGCCAACCAUUGAAGGACCCCUGGGUUGGAACCCUCCUCAGAGGUCUAACAACUCCACCAAGCCCUUCUUGGGCCAGCAGCUGCCAUCACCUGGGAACAACAGACUCCAGUACCAGGAAGCCUCCAGACCUUCAGCCUCAGACUAGGGCUGCAUCAUUGGUCCAGCCUAUAGGAAGUUGGUGAGGCUGGUGUGAGGAAUUUCAUCAGUGUGUGAUGCUUCCAGCUACUGGGACCUACAGCAUGCAGAUGGUCACUGUGGGACUCUUCUGUCUGCAGUUUUGUAAACCAAUCCAAUGAAUGUUUCCAUAAUCAUUUUAUAAUUCCAUAUAUAACAAUAUGUGGUGUGUAUUACC